CGGAAGUGUUGUCGGAGAGAUCGUGGUGAGAGAAGUUCUUGCACUCGCUUUAUUUUGCUGUUUUCCUCACUUAAGGUAAGUGAUUGUCUUUUAUAAGAUUAUAAGAAUAUAUGAAGGCGAGGGUUGUUUUAAGGCAGUAUGCACAGCGAAAUUCAAGCAAAUUCUGCCAUCGUUCAGCUCCGUCGAUGAUUCAGAAACGUAACUCUUUGAAAACAGGAAAAGACAAUCGUUAGGGAUACUGUUUACCUCAACAGUUUACCCGAAUAGAGUCGAAACAUGUCCGUAUGCAUAUUAAAGUGAAUGGGGCUGUUCGGAAAUCUUAACCUUAUUCUUUUUACCUUCAAGCAAAAGCUUUACCCUUCUCCUACUCCGAAGUUAAAUUGUCGCAGCCCAGGCCUAAACACAUAGUAAAACGUCGCGAAGAAGAACCUAGAAUUUAAGAACCUGCUUGCGUAAAUUUGUCAUUUUCAUACUCCAAAAUAUAAGAGCCAGUUUAGCGAAGAAAAAUCAACAGGUUCUUAUAUGUGGGGUGAGAUUACAUUUUCAUAAACAUUUUGAUCAAAAGUCUGGCUUUAAUAGGGGGAAAUUUUUAUUACAUUAUAUAAUAAAUGUAUAAUGUAUACAACCAUUGCUGGAAACUGCAUAUCUUCUAGCUGUUAACCUAGUUUUGUUAGAUUUUUGGUAGAUAAAUGCCUAUUAUCAGGGGCACCCAACGAGAAUAUAGUUCAAAACCACUAAAACAUAGCAUUGGUAAGGUAUUUUAGUAUUUAAACAGUAGAUAUAGGCAUAUUUUUUAUCCCCUAAAAAUGUUUCAUCUGUUCGGAUUUCUUAGCUGAAAGUCUAGUGAUCCGAAAAUUAUAGGGAUCAAAACUCACCUUUUCGAAAAUUUCAGCCAGAAAAAAGGCUCCCGAAAAUUCUAGGUGACCUUUUUAGAGUAAAAAUCCGUUAAAAAUAGGCAAUUAUACCAUAUUUUAGAUGUUCGAAAAUCCUAGGAGAAGCAGGCAAGCAAGAAAUUUUACAACAAAUGUUCCGAAAAUUCUAGCUCUCAAAUCGUCUUCCGAACAGAUUUUUUUCCGAACAUUGUCGUUGGGUGCCCCUGUAUUAUGAAGGAUAAAUACCAUUUAUAGCAAUUUCAUGUGAUCAACAACAGUAUCCUUCUUCAUAAAAAUUAAGAACCUAUUUAGCCUAAACUUCCAGUAAGUUCUCCAAACUAUAAGAAUCUAUUUUGCCAAACUUCAAAAAAUCUAGGUUCUUCUUCGCGGCGUUUUACUGUAUCACGGACAUCACUAUCUUGCCGACUAAAAAGCGAAAAUAAAACAAGCCAAGCGCACGGCUGCACUACUAUCUCAAUAGCUUAGAAGAGGCUAGUCCUCAUCAUAUUGAUAUGGGAUAUGGGAUCUCAGCUCUUUUUUCCAUAGCAGAGUAACCUUACCCUGAAACGUAAAUAUCACUUUCCCAUUUUUACGUCGAUUGUUCUCAGUUGACCUUAGGGCGUGUAUGAGACACGGAAAUAUUUGAUUACUUAGUAGUCUUACUUACUCUUAGGAAAUCAUCGCGCGACAUGUUCUAGCAAAAAUCUUUUUUAGUUUGGUUUAUUGAAUAAAUUUGUUAUUCAGUUUGACUUUCCUAUAUAUCACAUUCAAUUACAUAGCGAACCCCUCUCUUCCUUUUUCGCUUCCAUUUUCCCCCUUUUUCCCAGAAACGCCUGAUACUCAGGCUAACUUCCUGUCCGCACUGACAGUUCACAUUAACAACGAACGAGACACGGCACGUUCAAUUUGAAAAUUUCUCAAAAUAGAAAAUGAACAGAUAUAAACAGUGCAAACCAUUUCUUAUGGAUCAUACUAGCUUAAAUAGUAAUUUGUAAUGAUCAGUAGAAAAUGGAAGAGGACCUGUCAUUUUUUAAACGAAAAAGCCCUAGAGAUGAGCAGCGUGAUCAGAUAGCGGCGCUUUGAAAUAAGAUGAAUUGUGGAGUAUGUGUCAGGUGUCAUGUGGUGAAAAUAGCAAGGAAUCCUUGGACAUAUUGUCGCGGAAAUAAUGAACAAUUAUUCCUCGAGCCCGAAUGGGCUCUGAGUCAACAGCCCAUGAGGGCGAGCGGAAUAAUUGUUUUAGUAAAAUCCACUAGUUGGUAAAAAAUAUCCGAGACAGAAAAACUUCAGCUAGGAAAACGCGAUUCAGCCGUCAUUGUUUUGGUUUUCAAAGCCGGCGCUUUUCGCUACAAAGUGGGCUAUAACAUAUAGCCUAGUAGUAGCUCAACCAAUCAGUACGCAGAAUUGAUAAUAGACCACUACAUGGGUUUUACUAUACUGAUUAGUCUGUCACUUGACAAAUUUAAUCUUCAUUUUAUUUGACUUUUACUUAAUAAAGUGUGACUGUAUUAACACGAUUUUUACGUUUCCCUUUGAAGAUGGGUAUGCCAUUCUCACGCGCAUUCUAAGAAUCGAAAGGAGUAUCAGUUUGGUCCAGCCCCCGGAGAUCGAACCCGUUACCGCUCAACAGCCCAUCGCUCUGAUCUUGCCAACGUGAUUACCGUACUUUGUUAGCCUGACUGUGAGAAUUGGGCCCUUUUAAAAACGUUGAACUUUUCAUGUAACUAACUAAAUACUCAUUUGGGUGGACCCCAAUGACAACAGUUUAAUACACUGCGACCAGUCUCUCUUUUUUUUCAGAUUUAGUAAGAGGAGUGCGUGCGCGCGCGCGCGAGCGUCUCUCCCGUCUCGCGCCUUUCAUCACGCACGUGGUUAUUUUCAUGUCUGGGGCCUUGAGCUCGACAGACUAAGAAACAAGAUAGAUUCUAGUAGUCUAAAUGUUCGACGGUUGAUUCAAACACUUUCUAGUCAAAAUAAAUUAUAACAUUUUUUUCGCAUUUAAAUUCGGCUCACAAAAGUUCGACUUUUUAAACAAAGUUGCUCCACAGUCGAAAUUCAUGUGGGCCACUCGAACGAUUCAAACGUCGAUCUUUUCACAUACUAAACUGAAGGAGUUAGAUUCGAUACGUGAAAAGUUCUACGUUUGAACUGGGCCUUACUUUGAACAUGUUUUCUUCUUCGUUUAUUUUCAGACAAUGGCUUCUCCUAAAGUACUUGUCGAGUGUCAAGUGUGUCGUGAGGUUUAUGAUUAUCGAGACCUUUGCCCUCGUAUGCUGAAAUGUGGUCACAGUUUUUGUACGCGCUGUCUGUGGCAGUUGCUCACUGCAAAUGACAAAAUUCCCUGUCCCACUUGCAGAGUUGAAGUUAACGUACCUCAAGCUGGAGUC
Molecule: messenger RNA, 3256 nt
Organism: Porites lobata
Lineage: Eukaryota; Metazoa; Cnidaria; Anthozoa; Scleractinia; Poritidae
Source: the annotation of a GenBank genome assembly